This is a messenger RNA of Synchiropus splendidus (mandarinfish), 1953 nucleotides long. Its product is annotated as glutamine synthetase. Gene Ontology annotation, cellular component: cytoplasm. The coding region runs from base 188 to 1303 and encodes 371 amino acids. The transcript has 7 exons. Gene Ontology annotation, molecular function: glutamine synthetase activity. The record is from RefSeq and is a predicted model, not a curated record. NCBI's taxonomy places the organism in Eukaryota, Metazoa, Chordata, Actinopteri, Syngnathiformes, Callionymidae.
AAGCCAACCCCCGACCAAUCAAAGACGUCCCAGUUCUGUUAUAAAUGAGCCUGGCUCAUCGGUGUCGGUACCGGAGAAUGAGAGAACCACUAAGGAAGAAUCUCAAGACGAGAUACUGGACCUGUCUGUCCUUUAGUUUUUAUUUCAAUUUUCUCCUUUCUCCAGGUGUGUUAUAGUAAAGAGCAAGAUGGCCGUGUCUGCCAGUGCCAGCCUGUGUAAAAGCGUCAAGCACCAGUACAUGGACCUUCCUCAGGGAGAUAAAGUCCAGGCCAUGUACAUCUGGGUGGACGGCACCGGGGAGGGUCUCCGCUGCAAAACAAGAACCUUGGAUUUUGAGCCGAAAAGCGUCGAAGAACUACCUGAGUGGAACUUUGAUGGCUCCAGCACCUACCAAGCUGAAGGCUCCAACAGUGACAUGUACCUGAUUCCCUCCGCCAUGUUUCGGGAUCCUUUCCGCAAAGACCCCAACAAGCUGGUUCUGUGUGAAGUGCUGAAGUACAACCGCAAACCUGCAGAAACCAACCUGAGGAUCACGUGCAACAAGGUGAUGAAGAUGGUUGCAGACCAGCACCCCUGGUUUGGCAUGGAGCAGGAGUACACCAUCCUGGGCACGGACGGACACCCCUUCGGCUGGCCGUCCAACGGCUUCCCUGGUCCACAAGGUCCAUACUACUGCGGCGUGGGAGCAGACAAGGCUUACGGGAGGGACAUAGUGGAGGCCCAUUAUAGAGCGUGCCUGUACGCCGGAGUCAUGAUCUGCGGCACCAACGCUGAAGUCAUGCCAGCCCAGUGGGAGUUCCAGGUGGGACCUUGUGAAGGGAUCGACAUGGGGGAUCAUCUUUGGGUGGCUCGUUUCAUCCUGCAUCGGGUCUGCGAAGACUUCGGCGUCGUAGCCUCAUUCGACCCCAAGCCCAUUCCAGGGAACUGGAACGGCGCUGGCUGCCAUACAAACUUCAGCACCAAGGAGAUGCGGGAAGACGGUGGAUUGAAAGCCAUCGAGGAGUCCAUCGAGAGGCUUGGGAAGAGGCACAGCUACCACAUCCGUGCCUAUGAUCCUAAAGGGGGCCUGGACAACGCCCGCCGUCUCACCGGCUACCACGAAACCUCCAACAUCAACGAGUUCUCCGCGGGCGUGGCCAACCGCGGCGCCAGCAUCCGCAUCCCUCGUAGCGUGGGCCAGGAGAAGAAAGGCUACUUCGAGGACCGCCGUCCGUCCGCCAACUGCGACCCCUACGGCGUCACCGAGGCCCUCAUCCGUACCUGUUUGCUGGCCGAGGAAGGAGAAGAACCCGUGGACUAUUAGAUCCACCCUCAAUAGACUGAGCCACUGCCCUUCUAAACUUCUAGUACUGUAUCUUUUCUCUCCCAUUAAGAUGAUUUAACCAGUCUCUUAAAUGGUUGGAAGUUGGCUGGUCAACUUAAAAGAGUAACACUCUGUAGUUACGAGUUGGUAAUGUCAGGGUUUAUCUCCUCUCCUCCUUAGAAGGGAUUGGCUUUUGUAACAUGGUUUUGUAGCCCCUCCCCGGUCAUCUUUCCCUUCGCUGUCUGUCGGUCGGUGACUUAAAUGAACUAAAGCACAUGGACACUGAAGCGUAGCGACGCUGGACAGCAUGUAACAAAUCUUAGUUCAUGUCCUGCUAAUGUACGUCGACCUGACUUUUCUUAACCAUCCAGUGACUAAUUCUUUUGACUUUUAUGAAGUGUCUCUUUUUAAAUGGCAACGUCUGUCUUCGACACACUGGGUUAACUCGUAUGGUACUCUGUGUAGAUGUCCGUGCCCAGACGUAUGAUGUUCAACUGUGGUGGAUUUGUCCAUACUGCCAUUUAUGUAGAUUUCCUCAAGGAGUUUUAUCCUUUCGUUAACGACGGUAUUGUAACACACCUGUUUUGGCAAGACAUCAUGUUAACCAGGUGAUUUUAUUGAUACAUUUAAAGCUUUUAUUUUUAUCACAA